This is a messenger RNA of Ahaetulla prasina, 1281 nucleotides long. RefSeq names its product centromere protein W (gene CENPW). The record is from RefSeq and is a predicted model, not a curated record. Gene Ontology annotation, biological process: mitotic cell cycle; kinetochore assembly; chromosome segregation. Gene Ontology annotation, molecular function: protein heterodimerization activity; DNA binding. Lineage: Eukaryota; Metazoa; Chordata; Lepidosauria; Squamata; Colubridae. Gene Ontology annotation, cellular component: nucleoplasm; kinetochore. The transcript has 3 exons. Bases 90 to 320 code for a protein of 76 amino acids.
UGUGGAGUGGUUUGGGGGGGGGCGAACCGCUCUCCGGAUAUUCGCUGACUCCGACAUUGAUUCCGAGGAAGGGCUUCCGCGCCGCUGCGAUGAAGCGCACCGUGCCACGAAGCACUCUGAAGAACCUGAUGAAGAAGCACAAGCCCCAGCUCCGAUUGGGCGGCAACACCGACUUACUGGUACAUUUGAACUUCUUGUUGUUCCUGUUUCGAUUAGCAGAAGAAGCCAGGACCAAGGCUAUUGAAGAAAAGAGUAAAAUAAUUAAAUAUGAACAUGUUGUGUCUUCCGCAAAGAUAAUUUUAAAGAAGAGUCGAGGCUAAAGGAAAGAGUUCUUAAAUUCACUGACAUUCACAGGGUCUUAUACAUGAUGCAGUUUAGAUAUUUUUGUUUUGCAUUUUUUUUUGCAUUAAAUAAUGUCUCAGAAAUAAAUCUCAGUUAAAUGUAGCUUUUGAUGAAAUUUAGUAAAUUAAUUAGUAAAACCAACAUCAGUGAUUGAAAUAGUUUAAAUAUUUAUUAUAAAAUAUUUCUUUUUUUUGUAAUGAUUAUAUAAGGUGCCUUAUCUGAAAUUUUUAAACAUUACCUUAACUGAUAGUCAAUAUGUAUUCCUACAGACCUUUAUAAACCAAAACUUUAUUAUUCAGAGGAUAUUUUUAAUGUGCAAGUUGUCUACUGUUUAUACCCUUUUAAACUUCUAAUCCUAAAUCACAUUUUAAAUAAAUAAUCUUUCAGCUAAAGAAAUAGCUUUGUACUUGACUUCGUACUCUUGUAUUGGCAGACAGACUUUUAAAACACAAAAUUAUAAAUGAAAUAUAAAAAUAUUUCAAAUAGUACCAUUUGUAGUAAUAAAGCCAUAAUACCAUUUGUAUUAUAGACUGUAUUCUUCUCAUGUUAUUUUUCAUGCUAUUUUUUUAUUUGUUGGACAAAAAAAAUAAAAUGAUAAACAAUCUUUGCCAGACCCAGUUUUAAUAUUUCCUUGGAUGGGACAGCAGUGAUAUAUUUCUUUUCUUUUAUUAAACAGCUACUGAUGUUGAUGAUCAUAAAGGAAAUGAAAAGCAUGAAGCAGAUUUAUUCUUUUCAGUUUUCAUUUUUAGUAGAAAUAUCAGUUCUGUCAUCUGAACUCUACAUGCAUAACGUUACACAGGAAGAAUAUAACUGGAACCUUCAGUUUGUAUAUGUGUGUAUUACUAGCUGUAAAGAGAUUUAUCUUCUGUCUUACAGUUUUUGGAAUUUCUACACCAUGACACCCUUCAGGCAGAAAUAAAUUCUUUUUGGAAAAGAAAG